AUGGUACACAGCACGGAGUUCUGUAUCUGCUGGAGACCGGCGGUGUGCUGGUCUCCGCUGACCCCGGGAAGCCCACCUCUGCUUCCCACUCCCGAUGCCGCUGCUGGGAUGGUGCGGUCGCAGGCCCUGCCUGGGAUCGUGGCGGUUGAGGCCCCUCCCCCUCUUCCUCCCCGCUCUCACCCCCUCUUCCUCCUUUUUCCGCUCUUCCCCCUCCUUGCCCUCUUCCUCCCCCUCUCUUCCUCCCCGCUCUCCCCCUCCUGCCUCUUCCUCCCUCUCUUCCUCCCCGCUCUCCCCUCCUGCACUCUUCCUCCCCCUCUUCCUCCCCCGCUCUCCCCCUCCUGCCUCUUCUUCUCCCUCCUCUUCCUCCCGCUCUCUCCCUCUCCCCUCCUGCCUCUUCCUCACCCUCUUCCUCCCCGCCUCUCCCCCUCCUUGCCUCUUCCCUCCCUCUCUUCUUCCUCCCCGCUCUCCCCCUCCUGCCUCUUCACUCCCCCUCUUCCUCCCCCUCUCCCCCUCCUGCCUCUUCCUCCCUCUCUUCUUCCUGACCCCGCCUCUCCCCCCUCCUGCCUCUUCCUCCCCCUCUUCCUCCCUCCGCUCUCCCCUCCUGCCUCUGUCUUCCUCCCUCUCUUCCUCCCGCCGCUCUCCCCCUCCUGCCUCUUCUCCCCCUCUUCCUCCCCGCUCUCCCCCUCCCUGCCCUUUCCUCCCUCUCUUUCCUCCCCGCUCUUCUCCCCCUCCUGCCUCUUCUUCCCCCUCUUUCCUCCCCUCCGCAUGCUCUCCUCCCCCUCUCUGCCUCUUCCUCCCUCUCUUCCUCCCCGCUCUCCCCCUCUGCCUCUUCCUCCCUCUCUCUUCUUCCCCGCUCUCCCCCUCCUGCCUCUUCCUCCCUCUCUUCCUCCCCGCUCUCCCCCUCCUGCCUCUUCUCCCUCUCUUCCCUCCACCGCUCUCCCCCUCCUGCCUCUUCCUCCCCCUCUUCCUCCCCUCUCUUCCUCCCCGCUCUCCCCCUCCUGCCUCUUCCUCCCCCUCUUCCUCCCCCGCUCUCCCCCUCCCUCUCUUCCUCCCCCCCGCUCUCCCCCCUCCUGCCUCUUCCUCCCUCUCUUCCUCCCCCCUCCUGCCUCUUCCUCCCACUCCCCCUCCUCCCCCUCCCCUGCCUCUUCCUCCCUCUCUUCCGCUCCCCGCUCUCCCCCUCCUGCCUCUUCCUCCCUCUCUUCCUCCCGCUCUCCCCCUCCUGCCUCUUCCUCCCCGCUCUCCCCCUCCUGCCUCUUCCUCCCCCUCUUCCUCCCCGUUCUCCCCCUCCUGCCUCUUCCUCCCCCUCUUCCUCUCCCUCUCUUCCUCCCGCUCUCCCCCUCCUGCCUCUUCCUCCCUCCUCUUCCUCCCCGCUCUCCCCCCUCCCUGCCUCUUCCUCCCUCUCUUCCUCCCCGCUCUCCCCCUCCUGCCUCGCUUCCUCCCUCUCUCUUCCUCCCCGCUCUCCCCCUCUCCCUCUGCCUCUUCCUCCACUCUUCCUCCCCGCUCUCCCCCUCCUACCUCUUCCUCCCCCUCUUCCUCCCCGCCUCUCCCCCCCUUCCUCCUCUUCCUCCCUCCUCUUUCCCCCGCUCUCCCCUCUCCUGCCUCUUCCUCCCUCCUCCGUCUUCCUCCCUCUCUUCCUCCCCGCUCUCCCCCUCCUGCCUCUUCCUCCCCCUCUUCCUCCCCGCUCUCCCCCUCCUCCUGCCACUCUUCCUCCCCCUCUUCCUCCCCGCUCUCCCCCUUCCUGCCUCUUUCCUCCCCUCUUCCUCCCCGCUCUCCCCCUCCUGCCUCUUCCUCCCCCUCUUCCUCCCCGCUCUCCCCUCCUGCCUCUUCCUCCCCCUCUUCCUCCCCGCUCUCCCCCCCCUCCUGCCUCUUCCUCCCCCUCUUCCUCCCCGCUCUCCCCCUCCUGCCUCUUCCUCCCCUCUUCCUCCCCGCUCUCCCCCUCCUGCCUCUUCCUCCCCACACACUCAGGAAUGUCUCAAAGCGACACAUGUGAACUCUUGUUUACAGCACACUCCAGCAUUCUCUUCCUCAUGGAACCACUUGCACAACAAACCCUAA
Molecule: messenger RNA, 2055 nt
Organism: Knipowitschia caucasica
Lineage: Eukaryota; Metazoa; Chordata; Actinopteri; Gobiiformes; Gobiidae
Source: the annotation of a GenBank genome assembly